AUGCCAAAACAAUCUCCGAAUGAAGUCGAUCAGAUGGUUCAACGAGCACGACCAUUAAAUCGUGAUGUAGUUCGUCGUGAUCUUAUUCAAGCGGUUAAUUCAUCAGCUUGUAAUUUCGUUUUAAAACUAUGUGAAUAUUUUUACAAUGACGGAACAUCGAAAGAGUUGCUCUGUCUAUGUGGAACAGUGAUAUGUCACUAUAAAGGAAGUCGAUAUAAUAUUCCAGUCGAAAUAUGGCUUCAACCUGAUCAUCCGAAUAGCGCACCAUUAGGAUAUGUUAAACCAACAACAGAUAUGUAUGUGUCACCGACAAGUAAAGAUGUUCAACCUGAUGGAACUAUUGUCAUUCCGUAUUUGAAAAAUUGGCGUCACCCAAAUAGUGAUUUGAAUCAUUUGUUAAAUGCAAUGUCAGAGGCAUUUAGUCAAUCUCCACCAGUGUUUUCAAAUGCUGGUUCAGCAACACCAUAUUCAACAACAGCGUCAAUGCCAACGCCACAAACAUUCAUAGCAAAUACAGGUCAACCUGGCUCACAUUCAUUUACGAAUGGAACCUCACGACAACAAAAUCUUGAGGACGUUUAUCGAGCAUCUCUCGAAUCGGCUGUCGAAAAGAAAGUAACGGACCGUCUUAGAGAAACCGUUCAAAUAAGCAACGUACAAAUUGAUUCAUUACGAAAAACUGAACAAGAUUUAACAGACGGUCAAAGAAAACUUCAAACAUUAAUUAAUGAUGCCCAACAACAACAAACUCAUGCAAAGAACUAUAUUGCAACGAUUCGAGCAAAAACGAAUGAAAUGUUAGAUGCAGCACAGAAAAUGUCAUCAGCUGGGAAAGAAAACUCAGUUAAAGAUGAUGCAGUCAUUACACCUGCACCUGUCUACAAACAACUUUUACAAGCUUAUGCCGAAGAACAUGCAAUUCAAGAUUUGUUAUACUACCUUGCAGAAGGACUUCGACGAGAAUCCAUUGGAUUAGAUACUUAUUUGAAACAUGUUAGAGAACUUUCUCGAAAACAAUUCAUUUUGCGAGCAACAAUGCAUCGAUGUCGACAAAUUGCUGGCUUGUCUGUGAAAUAG
Adineta ricciae is the source of this 1077-nucleotide messenger RNA. Lineage: Eukaryota; Metazoa; Rotifera; Eurotatoria; Adinetida; Adinetidae. The record is from the annotation of a GenBank genome assembly.